Messenger RNA from Paramuricea clavata, 10552 nucleotides. The record is from the annotation of a GenBank genome assembly. Lineage: Eukaryota; Metazoa; Cnidaria; Anthozoa; Malacalcyonacea; Plexauridae.
GCAUGAUAAAUUGCAGCCUAUAUGUAGCCUACUGAAUUGAUUUAUUUGCACAGCAUUUGAACAUGCAAAGCGUUGCCCAAAGAACCGAUAAUUUCCGCAUGGUGAUUCGAAAGUGUGCAACUUUCAGAAGCUGAGCGAAACAACAUCGGCUCCGUUGCAAUAAUUCCUCUGAAAAUAGCGUUCCUAAAAGGUACGGAUAGAUGUUUUUUGAACUGAUUUUUUUCCACGUCGCUACGAAAGCCGAUAGUUAUAUAUUAUAUUGUGGCUAUAAAUGUGUAGUAUAGUCAAUACGUCAUUGAGAUAUUAUAAAAUGAAACACAAAUUAUGAUUGAAUACAGUAGUUGAAUACUCCGAGAUAUCUAUUCAACUGCGAAUUAACCGAACGUUUUUACUAGCAGUGAGCCUGUCCAACUCUCUGCGGCGAAUUUCUGUUCAUUACACUUUCCAAAGCGAGCUUCAUUGUUUGCAAAAAGUGGUUUCGAAGAACGAAGCAGUUCAGUCAGAAUUCGAGCCCGCAGUAUAAUUGGCUCACGCUGUUGCGGUCACUCUGCCUACUAUAGUCAUGUAUAUGUUUUAUCGCCAUGCAAACUUACAAACAACUUAUUCUUGUUCUAGCUUGUUAUACGCACGUAAAAACGCACAAGUUGUCAACUUGUCCGUUUUUACUUGUGUAUAUAGCCUGCGAACAGGCUCUCAAGCUGAAUUGAGAGCCUGCAUCGAUGACUAAUGAAUUUGAAUAUCUGCCCCGUAACGUUCGUUUUUCCAAAUAUGGAAUGUCUAUCCUUAUAUGGUGUUGUUUACAACUUUCGUGCAAACCGUAAAUUUAGACCGUGCAAACUAAAUUUAGACCGUACAGUUUAUACUGUUUUUCGAAAUAUAAGAUAUUCAAGCAAAAGUUCAAAUGUUUUAAAUACUGUUUUCUCAAAACAGAACUGAUUUCGUGCUUUGAGAUAAGAUGGCCAAGACCAAUUUGAUCAGUUAAUGUUUUUUUAUGCAUAGUGCUUCAGCUGUUGACAUAUAUAGAGCUCAGCGGAAACAUAAAUUAUAGCAACUGACCAAUGAGAAUUUUGCGUCACGAUUUGAGACGCAGAUAUUCAAAUUCAUUAGUCAUCGAUGCAGGCUCUCAAUUCAGCUUGAGAGCCUGUUCACAGGCUAUUGUGUAUAUGAAGUUGUUAUCAUUGAACUAUAAGUUUACUUAUAUAGUUCAAUGGUUGCUACACAGGUCACAAACAAGUUGUUACAAAUCUGUUCACAAGCUGUCGACAAGUUGUGUUCGCACUGCUUGUUACCAGUUGUCAUAACAAGUUUGGAACAAGCUGUUUACAAUUUGUAGCAAUCUUGAUGGCAUUAUCAGACUUGUUACAACUUACAAGGUUCAGCAGGGUUUAUUUUAACGUGCAGUUCUAUACAAAAUGUGCAGUUCUAAACCCAUUUGUGCAGUUCUUAAAACCCAAAUGUGCAGUCACCAAACUCACAAAAAUAGCCUUAAUUAAAACAGUUUUCACAUUUACUCGUUACCCUUGUGGAUGCUCCAUUAAUUGAGCAUCAAAAAUAUAAACGUUUUUCGGAGGACUGCAGACCCUCCUAUUUUCCUCACAAAUCACUUACGUGCUGGGGUAAUGGAAAAGAAGGUAAAAUUGGGGCGAGCGAAGCUCCCCAAAAGAGAUUAGAGUGGGAGAACCUAAUAUUCUUUGCCGUGUCUCAAAUGCAAAUUUAAGGUUGUUAUAUAUUGAGUAUCCAUGAUUCUCAGUUAUAUGUUUUGAAACAGUUUUUGUGAGUGGUUGGGUAAAACAAAUCAUUGCCAGAACUUAAGAGCCUCUAGAUUCAAAUUAUUUUGGGGAACACCCCCUAGCUCCCGCACCCAAAAUCGAGUUUGUCUGGCCUUUCUCCAAUUCUCCCACCCAACCACACCAUUAUUCUAUCAACUAUAUGCAGGUAAAAAUCCUUCGACCCCCCAGUCAAACACCCAUUGCCUUCGUGACAUACCUAUAUGAGCAGUCCUAACUGUUUUUCUUAAAAUAAAUCCUGCAAGGUUGUUGAACAAGUCUGAUACAGUGAUGAUAUUACAAGAAUGUUACAAGACUGACGCCACAAGGUUGUAAGACUUGUAACAAUACUGUCAGAUCAUGACUGUAUCGGACUUGUUGGAACAACCUUGUAACAAGCCUGGUAACAUCAACAAGGUUGUUACAAAUUGUUAACAGCUUGUUCCAAACUUGUUGACAACUUGGAACAAGCAGUGCUACAAAAAAAACCAUGACCAGCCGACAAUUUAAAAAAAUAAAGUAAAAAACAAAUUCCGAAAAUACAGGACAUCUUGAGAAUUCAAUAUAUAAUUCAAAACAAGACGCAGUUUGAGACUGUAAAUUUUCGACUUUAUUUCAAAGUCAUCUUCAGACAGAAUGAAAUACAAUACUUUACAACACAUAUAUAUACAACGCAGAGAGAGAGCAUCUGUCAUGUGGGCGGAAAGAAGGAUUAUCCAAGCGAAGCGAAACAUGAUAAAGAAAAUAGUAAUAACUGAAAAUGGAAUAUUUAGCUAUAUUUACAACAAUGUUUAAUAUAUUAAAAGGAUUAAGGUAGAAAGGGAAAGACCCGACAUGUAGAAGAAGAUUGAGUUAAAGUGUUAUGUGAACAGUUGUAGUUCUUUACUAGCUUUAAGUCCAGUGUUAAGAAAAGGUUUGUUGUGUUUGAUAAGCAAUGCUUCAAGAAAAGCAAGAAUGUUGUAGUUGUUAGAUUUUGUAAUGUGAAGUAUUCUGUAGCUGUUGAAAACAAGGUUUUCAAUAGGAGAGGAGUUGUCAGAAGGCGAAGGAAGAUCGUUGAGUAAUGUGAACUGGUCUUGUAAAGUAGCUAAGAAUUGAGCAUGUUCACACUCAGAAAAAUGUUGGCCCACUGCACUAAAAGAGAGCCUAGUUGCAUGCUCUUUCAAACGUACAGAAAGGCAUCUUUGUGUCAUGCCAAUAUAGGUUUUGCCACAACCAGGGCAAGCGACCUCGUAUACAAGAUUACUACGAGAUAAAGGAGGAAGUUUAUCUUUGUUGGAAACAAAAUAAGAGAGCUUUUUAGUGUCAUAAAUAGUGAUGAACUUAACCGGUUUAGAAAGAAAUCUUUGUAUUUUAUUAAGACAUGAUUUUAAAAGAAAUUCGCCACGGUUUCCGAGAUAAGGAAUACGAAUCCAAAUUUUAGGCAACAUAUCAUCAUCCGUGUCAUGAUUAACGGCAUCGAAAGUAGAACUAUCAAUAAAUUUGGUUUUAAGCUUUUUAAUCAAAAAGUUUCUAACGCCAUUAGGAUAUAACCAUUCCAAGACAUAAAAGAUUUGAUAGUUUCAAUUUGAUUGUUGAAAAGUGUUUUCGAACUGCAAAUUUUAAAAGCUCGGUAGAACAGAGAUUUUACCCAUGCAGUUUUGCGAUGAAAAGGCUCGAAACUUGAAAAAUGUGAAUACUGACCGGUGUGGGUGUCCUUACGAUAAAUGUCAGUAACAUCAACCGAGACUUUUAUGUCUAAAAAAUGAACUACGCCAUCGGGAAAUGUAUCAACUGUGAAAUUUAAGUUCGGAUCGAAACUAUUGAACUUAGCUAAAACGGCGGAAAUAUUGGAAGGUUUUAUCAAAACAAGAGUGUCAUCAGCGUAACGUUUGUAGAAUUUUAUAGUACCAUCGGCAAUCAACUCGGAAACUAUUAAUCUUUCAAAUUCAGUCAAAAUUAUAUUAGCUAAGACAGGCCCUAAUGAUGAACCCAUAGAAACGCCGUCUUUUUGGACAUAAAUUUGCUCGUCAAAAGAAAAGGCAGUUUUGUUGCAACAAUCCAAAAUGAGUUUCUUCAAAGUGCGCUUUUUCAAAGUGGUUGCAAUUAAUUCGUCUUUAUAAAUACGGUCUAGAACAAUUUUGACUGUGCGGGAAAGUGGAACGUUGGUAAAAAGGGAUUCAACAUCGAAAGAAACGAACUGGUAGCCUUCUUGAAACAAAUGUUUGGGAAUGUUGUUAAUAUUGGUCACCGCAUCAAAAGAAUCAGAAAGACACAUGACAGAUGCUCUCUCUCUGCGUUGUAUAUAUAUGUGUUGUAAAGUAUUGUAUUUCAUUCUGUCCGAAGAUGACUUUGAAAUAAAGUCGAAAAUUUACAGUCUCAAACUGCGUCUUGUUUUGAAUUAUAUAUUGAAUUCUCAAGAUGUCCUGUAUUUUCAGUGCUACAAGAUGUGAGAUUUUUACGUGUGUAGUACUGUGUAUUGUGAUAUGGCGAAACUAAUUUCAUCUUAAAAUGUAACUUCACUAACACAUUGAGCUCAGUGUGUCAGUGGUACGAAAUGCCUGCAACACCCGAAAAUCUGCCGAUCUGCGGGCUUGCAAAAACAAAACAAAGCGAAACAAGAGUAAAAUGGCGACGUGUUCAACAUUUAGUUGGGAUAGAUUGUUCAUUCGGGCCCUUCAUGUCUCUUUAACGACUUUUGUUAUAACCGUUCUUAUUCUUAAAGAUACCGGUGAGUCUUGUAAUCGAUCCAACAGUAAAUACGAUCUUUUUGACAAGUUGUGAUGGCGAAAAGUCAACAGCUUUUCAAGUUUCAACUUUUUAAAUAGAACAUAUCUUCACUUCUAAAGAAUCUUGUUGGUAGGAUAAUAGCUAGUUCAUGUGCAUUUCACCUCUGUGGCCGAGGUUUGAUUUUUGUAUUGGUUUUGUCCUACUGGACUCAUCCCAUAUUUAAUAGUUCAGUAAAAGCUAAACUAACUUUAUACUACAGUAUGUUCAUUAAUUCUAGAGGUCAAGUGAAGUCUAUCAUCUAUAAUUUUGGCUAGUAUUUGCCCUGUGUACUUUGACUGUUGUGACAUAAUGACUUUGCCUUUAUAAGUACUAACCCUUUAAAUGGCAAUGUGCCCAGAUGCACCCUACUUUAUAAUUUUACUCUGUCUAAUGCCAGACAAUUUUACUCUUCAAGAUUGAAGAGUGUUACCACUCAAUAAGUUACAUAAAUUGCUCUCCCUAGGACAGUUUAGAAGCAAGGGUGGAUUUUCAUUCUUUUAAAGGAGGGGUGGAAAAAUUUCCAAUGGGAUGUAAGCGGCACCAUUGAGCGAGCUUUGGCCAUGGUUAGGUAUUAGGGUUAAAGACUUUCACACAAAAUAGGAGGGGUGAAGAAAAAUUUUGGUGGGGUUGAACACUUUAUAGGAGGGGUUAGAGAGAUUCUAGGGGGAUUACCCCCCCCCCCAGUAAAUCUACCCAUGUUUAGAAGUGAUAGAACUAUGGAGUACGCUUGUACAGUAUACAUAAAGUUAGUUUAAUCAAUGUUGUGUCAAUAUUUGGUUACAAUUUUUCUGUAGAGCUUCGCAAAUCCUUGAUGCUACUGCAGUGGUAUUAUCUUCUACCUUAUUUUUUCAUUCUGACCUCUUCAACUUUGUUUUACUUCAUUGCUGGUUCUGUUGAUCCUGGCUUUGUUGCCAACGAUACUGAUAAUGUCAUCAUGGUCGCUUACGAGGUAGAAUUUUUGUUUUUAGUUGGAAUUUUGGAAAUUGGAAAUUAUCAUUAAAAUCUAAAUGAAAGAAAUUGCCUUAAUGAGUUGACUGGGUAGAUUGUUGCAUGAAUAAUCAAUAAUUUCAGAUUGUGGCACACUGGCACAAUCAUUCAUCAAUGUUUAUUUUUAAAGGUCUUUUCCGAGAGUUUUGUAAGUGAUUUUUCUCCAUUUAGCAUCUGUCACAUCUGAUCAAACAAUUAUAGUGUGCUUUUCUUCUGCAGAAAACCAAAGAGGACCUCACAGAAGAAGGCGAACCUCUAAUUUCCGAAAGUUGCGAAGUGGUUGCAGCUCCACCAUUUCAAAGCAUGCCAAAGCUACGCCGAUGUGGUUAUUGCAACAUUGUGCAACCACUGAGAGCAAAGCACUGUGAAGAUUGUAACCGCUGCAUUCAUCGAUAUGAUCACCACUGUCCAUGGUUGGGAAAUUGUGUUGGCGAGAGGAACCACAGAUUCUUUUGGGCAUUUCUGUUGUUUGAGACCAUCCUAAUUGGCUGGUCUAUUGAAAUAGGAUGGUAAGUAUACACAAGAUAAAGGAUCAACUACCUGAAAAAUAUUAGGACAUGUAUGUUGACCUUUACUAGCAAAGACCUUUUGUCUGGAAAGACCUUUGUCCACUGACCUAUCCAAGCUACUGUAGUGCCUUCAUGUCAAGCUUUGAUGCAUUUUUUAUUUUUCAGGUUUAGCACUGUUGCAUCUUUCAACAAUACCGAAGAUAUUAAUUAAGCAGAACUUAACUCCACCCAAAUAGCUCUCUAAAUACAUAUGCAUGUAUGCUCACUGCUCAAAAUGUUUCAUAAUAUACCAUGCCAUGCAAAAGCAAUCGUGUAAAAUCAUAGAAAUGUGUAAAUCAUAAAACUUCUACAGUGUUAUAUUGGUUGUGUGUGUUGCCACAUGCAUUGGUCUUCAAAGAAGCAAUUUCAGCAAAAUUGUUUUGCUGUUCAGGAUAUGGUGUCAAGAUUCAAACAUGAAAAGUGUAACAUCAAUAAAAUCCUUACAAAUUGCAUAUAGUAUUUACCCUUUAAGUGGCAAUGUGGCCCAAUGCACACUACUUUGUUAUUUGCCUCUGUCUAACACCAGACGAUUUUACUCGUCAAGGGGAGAGUGCUGUCACUCAAUGGAUUAGCAGAUCCGCACUAUCUAAAAAGUCAAUCUCAUCCCUAUAACCAAAAUGUGACCGGUCACUAUGUCGAUCGGUUGUUAUUUUGAGCCCAUGUACAUGCUUCAAAAUAAAGGCCCAUAAUUUCCACUCACAAAAAUUUUCCGCAGAAAGGAAAUUUUGUAAAUGUGACUGUACGAAAAUUUUCAACUUUUAACAAUGACAUUUUCGGGAAUUUUUCUUGAGUGGAAAUGGCUUUGUGACUAGAAAAAAUAUACUAGUAGCACAUUUUGAUACAAACAUGUUUGCCUUAACAGGUAUGGAUUUCAAAGUAAAAAGGUGUGGUCAGAAUGGGCAUAUACAAAUGGCAUAUUAUUCCUUGUUAUGGUGAUAUUAGUCAUAUCUGUGAUUGUCGUUGGCUUGUUAUUUGGUUGUCAUUCGUACUUGAUUGUGAUCGGUCGAACAACAUGGGAGCACAUGGCUCACUCGAGAAUCUCGUAUCUCAAGAUCUUCAAAGAGGGGGUGAAUCCAUUCCACGAGGGAUAUUUCAAAAAUGUUUGCACGUUUCUGUGUCAUUGUCGUGUACGCAAAUGGGAAAAGGUCUUCCAAAGAAGUAGUAUUAAUUUAGGAGUGUGAGAUUACUGUGACUGUCAUUUUCAAAAUUUGGAAAACUCUGAGAGCCCUAAUAGCCAUCUAAUAAAUGGUGGUCAACCUGCAAUUAUCAGAGCCCAUCAGAUAAAUUAAUUGAUAGUAAAUAAAUGGAAUGUAGUGUAAUAUUACAUUAUUGCUCUUUAAUGGACAACAUUUAGUUUCAUAUGCAUAAGUAGUAUAUGUAAUGCAUGAAAGAUAUGUUACUUUUAAAGUAUAUGUUACAUCUAUAUUAUAUAUACAAGUAUUUAUUGUGUGUUUAAAUCCUGGAAUAAACACACUAAACCUAUGCUCUAAUAAAAUAUUUUGUGAAAAUAUAUGAUCAACGGGCCUAAGAAGUGCUUUAUACGUCACGUAAUUUUCAAAGAAUGAAUUAUUGACCCCAAGGUAUCCCACAAUGCACUGUGCAUUCCAGACGUCCUCUGUAUUCAAAAUUGCGUGACGUAAGCACUUCUAACCUCUACAGUGUGCAAGGAAAAAAACUGAACUCUUUCAAAUUAGCUAUAACGUAUUGUAGUAAUCUGACAGCUCUAAUUGCUUUGAAUUAAUGGUUGGGUAAGAACACAAACCAAGGUCUUGUACUCAUGGGACAAAACUCAAAGAAAUAAAAAUUAGAAAAUUUAAAAGAAAUACACUAUUUCUUUUAAAUUUUUAUUUCUUUGAGUUUUGUCCCAUGAGUACAAGACCUUGUGUUCUUACCCAACCAUUAAUUCAAAGCAAUUAGAGCUGUAUACUCACACUGUGUGUAGCUUAAAAUUUAUGUACAAUGUACAUUAUGAUUUACAAGUUUUGUGAAUACAUGAUCACGUGCGCAAAUUUGCUAAAAACGUCUACACUCUACAGUUUGAUUCACUAAAUGUUAGAUAGUGCUCAACAGCGAAAAAGGUCAACAGUAGGUUGGCAGUGGCUCAUCUAGGGUAGCCUUAAGCCCAGGGAUGCCGGAACCGGGGGGCAGGAGGGGCAGCCGCCCCCGUUACCCUUUAACAGGAGGGGCAAGGGGGGCAAAGGUGCCCUUUCAAUUUAAAGGAUUACCUUAGCGAAAUAGCGAAUUGUCAGAAAUGUUAGUGCAAUUCUUUUACGAAUAUGCUUCAGAAAACGCAAGAAAUGCAGUCAUCGAGCUUCAAGAAUAGCACAAUCGCCUGGCGGAGAACCCCCUCACACCCCUAUCAUCCAAUAAAUAGAAAACAUGAUUAGGCGAAGUUCAACAAAACCGAUGUUUUGCAAACAUCUCUUAGUAUAUAUCAAUUCAAAAGUGCCCUUUCACGAAAAUCUGCCCCCCUUGCCUUCACAUCGUUCCGGCGCCCCUGCUUAAGCCCCGUUUACACUACGCUCAAUUUUUGGUACGGCACGGAUAAAAUUGGUACCCAUACCACUUUUUUGGUUCUUGGACUACCUAUUUAGGUACUACCUAUUUAGGUAGUCCAAGAACCAAGAAAGUGGUACGGUACCAAAAAUCGAGCGUGGUGUAAACGGGGCUUUAAUUCUCUCGCCUGAAGAGUAGAAGAGAAGAAAAACCCAUCCCGAAACCAUUUCCCGGUGGCUAGCCUGCGUUACAGAAUAUAGACCUUACAGAAGGACCCAACAACAUCACAAACGUCGCUUGCUUAAGCCUGGGUCACACUGGUAAUAGACUUAGUUUGAUCAUCUGAUUACCAAUUUCCCGUGCAAAAUGACUGAAAAACGGCAAACUUCGCAAGGCUAUAUUAUCUGCAUUUUGCAACAUUUGGAAUAUUACUAAUUUUGUGAUGCUCUUUCAAGCUGUGAUGGAAUUUUUGUCUAGAUUAAAAUUUAGUCUAUAAAUAUAAUGCAAAUGGUCCAUUCUGUCGGCGAUUUUUCUCUUCCUGGCAAAUAAUGUGAUCGAAUGAGUGACAUGCAAAAGACUUAGAAUUGUUUACUUCUGAAGAGCGACUUUUGUGUGCGAGUUUUGCAUCUGUCAGAAACACAACAUCGCCGACAAAAUUGCCAGUGUGAACCAGGCUUUUGAAGCUCACUAGUAGCUCAUCAGGAACGCUUUGAAGUUUACCAAGCUUCCAGACCAUGUCUCGAUUCACUGACACGUUCACACCGAGAUCUCCGAUUUUAUUGCGGAACUUUGUGCACGCCGAACAAAUGUUCAGUGAACAAUCUUUGCAGAGAUUUGCUCCACAAAAAAAUUUCAUCGAAUUUCCAUUUCCCAGCAAGAUUUUCGCCAUUCUUAGAAAAUUUAAACGCCUCCCGCAUAAAGCGCAUUCUGUCUUUAGGUUGGUUUUCCGAACAUCGGAAACAACAAAUCGACUUGACCAAGUUGAGCUGCACCUCGCGAUAAUGUGUGGGUUUGCGCUCUGAUUGUUCAAUGGCCAUUAUACUAGAGUUGGCCUGCUUCACACAGUUGUCGUCUACAUGUUCAGCGACCAACUCUCCAGAAAGGUUACAGCCGAGAUAAAACGUCGCAAGGGUAAUAUGGGCCUUGUACUCCAGGUCUGCGCGUACCUCGGGACAAUCCGACAUAACUUGUUGGAGGUGUUGCAGAGCGUUACGCGAGAGCACAUCAGGAGGAGACAAACAUGGAUCAUUAAUACGGUCCGUCAUCGUUCCUGCAAAUAAAAAUACUAGCACUGUGACUAAGCCUGGUACAAGGCAUUCUGACUUCUCCAAAGCACUAACCAAUAGAUCUCGAAUGCGGUUGAGUGUUUCGCCUUCGUCGCCUUUGGGGCGAUUAUACGCAGCCUCGACAUAUAGACCGAGCACUUCAAAGAUAUGAUGCUCUGUAGCAUUUCGUAGAAGGUCUCUGUACUUCUUAAGAAAACUAUUUGCUGUUUUAAAAUUAUGUCUUCGGGAACGCAAAAUUAUUUUUUUCAACAACACCACCAAUUUAAGCUCGACAAUAUUUGGAAAUCUUUCUUCUAUUUCCUUCGACAUUUCUUGAAAUCCUCUGAAGUCCCCAUUAUUUAAACAAAGCGUAAGAAUACAAAAUGCUCGAGUACAAAGUUUUUGAGUCUCUUUUGAAAUCCAUGUAAUGCUGCUGCCAAUUGCACGGGGGACCAACUCAACCUCGACAGGUCCCAAAAUUCUCUUCUUGAAAUUAGCAAACGACAUCUUCUCAACUUUCCCCUUCACCAUUUCAUAACAUUCUGGUUCUUCAGUGAACACACCACCAAGACAAGCAGCGAUAUAAAUCACGAUCACAUAGGUUGAUGGAAUAGGCUUGGAGUUUUCAUCUACCACUGGCUCGAAGAAAAUAUCCCAGUGUUCUCCUCGUUUGGGUUGACCGAUAUGCUCAGGCCAUAUCAUCUUCUUAAUGGCUUUCUCGACUUUCUUUAUUAUUUCAAUGAUG